Monoraphidium neglectum is the source of this 1143-nucleotide messenger RNA. Its product is annotated as nuclear cap-binding protein subunit 2. The transcript has 6 exons. The record is from RefSeq and is a predicted model, not a curated record. NCBI's taxonomy places the organism in Eukaryota, Viridiplantae, Chlorophyta, Chlorophyceae, Sphaeropleales, Selenastraceae. Gene Ontology annotation, molecular function: RNA cap binding. Bases 1 to 1143 code for a protein of 380 amino acids. Gene Ontology annotation, cellular component: nuclear cap binding complex. Gene Ontology annotation, biological process: mRNA cis splicing, via spliceosome.
AUGCUGGAUCCGCCGUCGACGGAUUAUGUGGAUCGGCGCUUCAAAGGCACAAAGGAAGAAUAUUUCGCCCGCCUGGCCGCCAGCGCCACCCUGUACAUUGGGAACCUUUCUUUCUACACAACAGAGGAUCAGGGGAGCAGCACUGGCUGCUGCGACAGCAUCAGCAGCAGCUGUGGCAGGAGGCACAGGAGCAGCAGCAGCGGCAGCCGCAGCAGCAGCAGUAGCAGCGGCAGCGGCAGCAGCAGCAGCAGCAGCAACAGCAGCAGCAACGGCAGCGGCAGCAGCGGCCGCAGCAGAAGCAGCAGCGGCAGCAGCGGCAGCAGCAGUAGCAGCAGCAGCAGCAGCAGCAGUGGUGAUGAUGUGUACGCCCUGUUCUCGCGCGUGGGCCACGUGCAGCGAGUCAUCAUGGGGCUGGACUCACAGCGCAAGACGCCGUGCGGCUUCUGCUUCGUCAUUUACGACCGCCGCGAGGACGCCCUGGCUGCGGUGCGCUACCUCAGCGGAACGUCCCUCGACGAGCGCCCCAUACGCGUCGACAUCGACUACGGCUUCGAAGACGGGCGCCAGUUCGGGCGAGGGCGCUCGGGCGGCCAGGCGCGUUUGAGGGCGGGCUACGUGCGCGACGAGUUCAGGACCGACUAUGACACGGCCCGUGGCGGUUUUGGCAAGCAGCUGGUCAAGCAGAUCCAGGCACAGGGCCUGGCGGUGCAGGAGACAAAGGGCGGGCAGGUCGCGUUUGUGCCGCUGCCGCAGCAGCAGCACCAGCAACAGGGCGGCUGGAAGCAGGGGCAGCAGAGGCGGGGGCAGGGGCCGCGGCCGCCGCAGCAGCAACAGCAGCAGCAGGCGGAAGAUCAGCAGCAGCAGCAGGAGCAGCAGCAGGAGCAGCAGGAACAGCAACUGCAGGAACGGGGUCGCGGCGAUGAGGACGAGGAGGGCGGCGCUGGCGGCGGCGAGCCCUCUGCGAAGCGGCGGCGAGUGGGCGGGGGCAUAGGGGUGGGGGCUGACGCGCAGGAGAACCCAGACGGUGAUCUGGAGGCUGUUGCUGGCGGUCAGCGGGGCGAGGGCGGGGACGAGGCUGGCGGUGCCGAGGAUGGCGCUGGCGCAGACGAGAUGCUGCAGCACGAGGGGAACGGGGCGGCCUGA